CGGUUAGCUGUUUCUCUCGUUCUCUUCUCUGUUCUCUUACCUAUAAAACCAAAACCGCCUCUCUCUCUCUCUCUGGCUUCGCUCCUCACCUUUCGGUUUCUCAGAUUCAGAUCUGCGCAUCUCAUCUCACCGGGAAGAUAAGCGUUCUGAGGAUUUGAGCGGAAGGACGGAAACCGAGAAGCCAUGGCGAUUGUCUCUCCUCUUGCUAAAUACAAGCUCGUUUUCUUAGGCGAUCAAUCCGUCGGGAAAACCAGCAUCAUCACCCGCUUCAUGUAUGAUAAAUUCGAUAGCACGUACCAGGCUACGAUCGGAAUUGAUUUUCUGUCAAAGACAAUGUACCUUGAAGAUCGCACAGUUCGUUUGCAGCUAUGGGAUACUGCUGGACAGGAGAGAUUUAGGAGUCUUAUUCCAAGCUACAUCAGAGAUUCUUCUGUUGCAGUCAUUGUCUAUGAUGUAUCCAAUCGGCAAUCAUUUCUGAGCACCACUAAGUGGAUAGAGGAAGUACGCACUGAACGAGGUAGUGAUGUGAUUAUUGUCCUUGUUGGGAACAAAACCGAUUUAGUUGAAAAGAGGCAAGUUUCUAUAGAGGAGGGAGAUGCCAGAUCCCGUGACUCUGGUGUCAUGUUCAUAGAGACCAGUGCGAAAGCUGGAUUCAAUAUCAAGCCAUUAUUCCGAAAGAUUGCUGCUGCCUUGCCAGGAAUGGAGACACUCUCCUCAACUAAACAAGAAGAUAUGGUCGAUGUGAACCUGAAGCCUACUGUAAAUUCAUCCCAGCAAGAGCAGCAAGGAGGUGGCUGUGCUUGCUAGAGCAUUACAUCAUCUAUUGGAGGACAAAGAGUGAUAUAAUUUGAUUCAGUCAAUUUCCAUGUCAACAGUUGGAAAAGGAUAAUCUCAAGGAUUACUAAAGCUAAAUUAGAUCACGCUUACACAGAUCAAAUGCCCUUGGGGAAAUUGUUGGUUCACUAAAUGGCAAGUCAUUACAAAUCUUGGGCCAAAGUAAGUGCUGUUCAUAAUAUAUUCAUGUUUUUUUGCAGUAGCAGUUGUGGUUGGUCGUUUAGUCUUUUCGAGGUUGUAUAAUGAAAGCGAGUCUCUUUUUUUUCCCUUUUUCCUUCAUUUUUUUAUUGUAACAUUUUUGUGACAUUACUAGUUACUGCUUGCUGAAGAUUCUUCAA
Macadamia integrifolia is the source of this 1172-nucleotide messenger RNA. RefSeq names its product ras-related protein RABH1e-like. The transcript is spliced from 6 exons. The record is from RefSeq and is a predicted model, not a curated record. Lineage: Eukaryota; Viridiplantae; Streptophyta; Magnoliopsida; Proteales; Proteaceae. Bases 184 to 807 code for a protein of 207 amino acids. Gene Ontology annotation, molecular function: GTP binding; GTPase activity.